AGCUUGGCUGGCCCAGCCGGCAUGGAGCGGUAGGCUACGGAUCACAGCCAAGGGCAAAAUUGCAUACAUUAAGCUGGAAGACAAGACCUCAGGAGAGCUUUUUGCCCAGGCACCGGUGGAGCAGUUCCCUGGCAUCGCUGUGGAGAGUGUGACGGACUCCAGCAGAUAUUUCGUCAUCCGGAUUGAAGACGGGAACGGCCGCCGUGCUUUCAUCGGAGUCGGCUUUGUUGACCGAGGGGAUGCUUUUGACUUCAAUGUGGCUCUCCAAGACCAUUUUAAAUGGGUAAGGCAGCAGAGCGAGCUGGCCAGACAGGCUGAGAACCCUGAUCAGGGACCGAAACUGGAUCUGGGCUUCAAGGAGGGGCAAACCAUCAAACUCAACAUUGGGAACAUGAAGAAAAAAGAAGGAGCAGCAGGGAACACCAGACCGCGUCCCGUAGGUCCUGGGGGCCUGAGCUUGCUCCCACCACCUCCUGGAGGAAAAUCUCCUGCUCUGGUUUUUCCUUCCGGAGAGCGGCCAACUUCACUCUCCACACCUGCCCAGCUCCCAGGCACCCCCAUCGUAGACUCCCUCUUGUCCUGGCCGCAGCCCGCUGCUGCUCCCUCUGCCGCUGCCACCGACCUCUGGGGAGACUUUGCCAAAGCUUCAGGAUCGGCUUCUAACCAGACUCAGGCGAACACAGGCUGGGUUCAGUUCUGA
Messenger RNA from Cariama cristata (Red-legged seriema), 700 nucleotides. RefSeq names its product NECAP endocytosis associated 2 (gene NECAP2). The record is from RefSeq and is a predicted model, not a curated record. Lineage: Eukaryota; Metazoa; Chordata; Aves; Cariamiformes; Cariamidae. The transcript has 7 exons. The annotation marks the transcript as partial. Gene Ontology annotation, cellular component: clathrin vesicle coat; membrane. Gene Ontology annotation, biological process: endocytosis.